This is a messenger RNA of Aureobasidium musti, 537 nucleotides long. Lineage: Eukaryota; Fungi; Ascomycota; Dothideomycetes; Dothideales; Saccotheciaceae. The record is from the annotation of a GenBank genome assembly.
CCGAAUAUCAUGAGAAACGCAGCAGUCUACGCCGGCCUUCUAGCCACCACCUUCUCCGCCCUCGGCCAUGCGAUGGUCAAUCUCACCAUCCUUUCUUCUGUGAAGGAUGUCCAUAUUGGCGACCAUCUCUUGGUUGAAUGGGCUACCGAUCGCACCUAUGNNUUGAGUCUUGAUUUCAAUUUCGCCAAGAAGGAGACUUGGGGCUGGUCCGUAGCGCAAGCCUUCUUCGAGGAUCGCGUCGCAGAAGCUGGCGAGGGUAACAUUACUGUCAUUGUCCCCCACGUUGAGUCUGGACGUAUGCUCUUUGGCUUUCUGGAUCGGAGAUUGACGAGCCCCAUGGCUAUGCCAAUCUUACUAAGUGGUUCGUGGUUGAGGGCCCACACACGGAUCUCAAGUAGAAGCCUACGAACCGAGUCAUCACACAUCUGUACUGGUAUUCUGAUAGAGACUGACGGGUCACACCUGAUAAAUGAAAUAUCUUUAAAGACUUGUUACAUGAUGUGGAUCCAGUACGUCGAAGCAGUGUACGUCUCGUAA